UCAAUAAAUUCCGAGAGAAAGAGAAAGAGAAAGAGAAGGCCUAGGGUUAGAAAGCAGCGGCAAGAGAGAGAGAGAGAAGAUGAAGUUCAACCCGCGAGUGUCGAGCAGCCGCCGCAAGAGCCGCAAGGCUCACUUCACGGCGCCGUCGAGCGUGCGGCGCGUGCUGAUGAGCGCGCCCCUCUCGGCGGAGCUCCGUUCGAAGUACAACGUGCGGUCGAUCCCGGUGCGGAAGGAGGACGAGGUGCAGGUGGUGCGCGGGACCUACAAGGGCCGCGAGGGAAAGGUGACGCAGGUGUACCGGCGCAAGUGGGUGAUCCACAUCGAGCGCAUCACCCGCGAGAAGGUUAACGGGUCCACCGUCAACGUGGGAAUCCACCCCUCCAAAGUGGUGGUGACGAAGCUCAAGCUCGACAAGGAUCGCAAGGCUCUUCUCGAUCGCAAGGCCAAGGGACGCGCCGCCGCCGACAAGGAGAAGGGCACCAAGUUCGCCCCCGAAGACAUCAUGCAAACCGUCGAUUAGUCUCUUUCUCAUACUAAACUAUUUUAUGUACCCUUUCAACUAUUCAUUCCCCUUUUUGCACUUCUCUUAUGUUAAUCAAACCUUUUUGUUUUUUAUGCGCCUAUCAGUCUUCCAUUCUCGUGUUUUCAACUUUAAUAUGCGUCUGCUCAAUGAGGCCUAGUUUAGUUUAAAGGAUAUAUAUCUCGUGACUGCGGAUUGUCUUGUAUUCUUCGUUAGAGUAGGCAACCAUUAUUGAUGAACGUCUCUGUUCUGUACCUAAUGAUGAAUACUUUUCAUUUAUCUC
Messenger RNA from Cajanus cajan (pigeon pea), 803 nucleotides. RefSeq names its product large ribosomal subunit protein uL24z. Gene Ontology annotation, molecular function: structural constituent of ribosome; RNA binding. Gene Ontology annotation, cellular component: ribosome; large ribosomal subunit. The record is from RefSeq and is a predicted model, not a curated record. NCBI's taxonomy places the organism in Eukaryota, Viridiplantae, Streptophyta, Magnoliopsida, Fabales, Fabaceae. Gene Ontology annotation, biological process: translation.